This is a messenger RNA of Phalacrocorax carbo (great cormorant), 1344 nucleotides long. The record is from RefSeq and is a predicted model, not a curated record. NCBI's taxonomy places the organism in Eukaryota, Metazoa, Chordata, Aves, Suliformes, Phalacrocoracidae.
CGUGAGGGGGGCGCAGGGCGGCGUCACGUGAGGCGGGGCGGCGCGGCUGCAGGCGGCCGCCAUGGACCAGGCCGGGAAGGAGAAGGAGGCGCUGCAGCUCCUGGCCGAGGCCGACAAGAAGGUCCGCGGCUCCCAGUCCUUCUUCGCCGGCCUCUUCGGGGGCUCCUCCCGGAUAGAGGAGGCAUGCGACAUCUACGCCCGAGCAGCCAACAUGUUCAAAAUGGCCAAAAACUGGAGCGCCGCAGGGAACGCCUUUUGCCAGGCGGCGCAGCUCCACCUGCAGCUGCAGAGCAAGCACGACGCAGCCACCAACUUCGUGGACGCGGGCAAUGCCUUCAAGAAAGCUGACCCGCAAGAGGCCAUCAACUGCUUGAUCCGAGCUAUCGAGAUCUACACGGACAUGGGGCGCUUCACCAUCGCGGCCAAGCACCACAUCUCCAUCGCGGAGAUCUACGAGACGGAGCUGGUGGACAUCGAGAAGGCCAUCGCCCACUACGAGCAGGCUGCGGAUUACUACAAAGGGGAAGAGUCCAACAGCUCCGCCAACAAGUGCUUGCUGAAAGUGGCCACUUACGCGGCGCAGCUGGAGCAGUACCAGAAAGCCGUGGAGAUCUACGAGCAGGUGGGCACCAGCGCCAUGGACAGCCCCCUGCUGAAGUACAGCGCCAAGGAGUACUUCUUCAAGGCCGCCCUGUGCCAUUUCUGCAUCGACAUGCUCAACGCCAAGCUGGCCGUGCAGAAGUACGAGGAGAUGUUCCCGGCGUUCACGGACUCGCGGGAGUGCAAACUGGUCAAGAAGCUGCUGGAUGCUCACGAGGAGCAGAACGUCGACGGCUACACCGACGCGGUGAAGGAGUACGACUCCAUCUCCCGCCUGGACCAGUGGCUCACCACCAUGCUGCUCCGCAUCAAGAAAACCAUCCAGGGCGAGGAGGAGGACUUGCGCUAGGCGCCCCCCACCCCCUUCCCCACCCCCCCCCCGGCCCCCUCUGCCCUUCUCGGGACCCCCUCCCCCCUCCCCAGAUCAGCGCCCCUCCCCCCUUGUACAUGGCCCCCCACUUCAGAUAUUUAAUGGUGUAAUAUAUUCCCUGGGAGCCCGGGUGUGAGCUCUCCCCUCCCCCCCACCCCGGGGGUGCCCCCUCCUCCGGCAGGGGGGUGGUGGGUGGGGUUUUGGGUGUCCCCCCUCCUCCGCGGGGGGGGGGGGGGUGAGGAGGAGGAGGAGGGGGGAGGCAGGCCUCUGCAUGCGGCGGCGCGGGCGGCCGGGCUCCGCUGGCUGUAGCGCAUCCUCGCAAAAGGCAAAUAAAGCGUUGCAUGAGCGUCCCCGGGGGGCUGCGACCCCCACCC